CGCAGCCUUAGGCCUAGUAUUUAUUUCAAAAGAUUUUGGGAGCGUCAGCACAUAACUUUAGCCCCAAAUUCGAACCCUGGCAAACAAAAAGUGGCCAUAAACCAUGCUGAAACCUUUGUAACAACAUCACUGAGCAAAACAGAACAAAAUACAGGAAAAGAGGAGGGGAAAGGAGAAAAACAAUGUUGGCACGUAUUUUUGCUCAGAGGCGGGCAUGCACUUUCUUCUCCAUAUUUUCACCAGGUACAAUGGAAUUGCAGCAAGAUAGAAGAUUGAUUUCCUUGUUUUCAGUACCUGGAGUUGGCUCUGCUGGAGAAAUGUUUCAGUCAUGCAUGCAUGGAAAGAAUUUUUCUGGACAGACUUAUCAGGGAAGGAUUUUUCCAGGAAAUGCCCCAAGCAGAGAUACGAGACCUCUGGGAAGGACUUCUCAAGGAAACAACAACUUUGUAAGAAAUGCCCUUGAAGAUUAUGAGCAGUGGGAGCAGAAAAGAUUUAGUGUAGAGAAGAAUAUUGUCCAUUUCACACUGAAAAACAAAAAUAUCUUUAUUUCUGUGACAGAUGAUAAGGGCAAUAAAAAGCUUGGGGCCUCUGCAGGUUGUUUGAAGGAAAUUCAAGGUGGCUCUCGCCGCAGGACCAAGUAUGCUGUUGAAGCAACUGCAGAGCAUGUUGGGCGAUCUGCCAAAGUUCUAGGGAUGAAGUCAGUUGUAGUGAGAGUGAAAGGAUCUAGCUAUUUUGGGAAAAAGAAAGCAGCAGUCUUGAGUUUUCGAAAAGGAUUAGGUCCAAGAUCUAAUAUUAUGUACAUCGAGGAUGUAACCCAGCUUCCACAUAAUGGGUGUCGACUCCCAAAGCGUCGUCGUGCUUAAAUUAUUCAUUCUGCAUUUCAAUGGUGGUUGUGGGAAUCUUAAUGGCUGUUUAUUAGAAAACUAAUUUUCAUCUUUUGGUUAACCUAGAAAGAAGAUCAGUGAUGCAAUUGAGACAUUUCCAAGUUAUUUUA
This is a messenger RNA of Cryptomeria japonica (Japanese cedar), 994 nucleotides long. RefSeq names its product small ribosomal subunit protein uS11m. Lineage: Eukaryota; Viridiplantae; Streptophyta; Pinopsida; Cupressales; Cupressaceae. The record is from RefSeq and is a predicted model, not a curated record. Gene Ontology annotation, cellular component: ribosome; mitochondrial small ribosomal subunit. Gene Ontology annotation, molecular function: structural constituent of ribosome; small ribosomal subunit rRNA binding; mRNA 5'-UTR binding. Gene Ontology annotation, biological process: ribosomal small subunit assembly; maturation of SSU-rRNA from tricistronic rRNA transcript (SSU-rRNA, 5.8S rRNA, LSU-rRNA); translation. The transcript is spliced from 2 exons. Bases 183 to 863 code for a protein of 226 amino acids.